This is a messenger RNA of Boeremia exigua, 318 nucleotides long. RefSeq lists its product as uncharacterized. NCBI's taxonomy places the organism in Eukaryota, Fungi, Ascomycota, Dothideomycetes, Pleosporales, Didymellaceae. The record is from RefSeq and is a predicted model, not a curated record. The coding region runs from base 1 to 318 and encodes 105 amino acids. The transcript is spliced from 2 exons.
AUGCGUUCUACUUCCGCAAUCCUCCUCUUCACAACCCUGUUGGCACCUUUCGUGGCCGCAGACCUCCACAACGCCGGUAUCUGCGUUGACUACAAGGGAGGUGUCGCGGUUUACAACGAAGCCGCAACCAAAGCCGCAUGCGGUAACUACAAAGCACGAAACACUGGAAACAAGCAGUGGGAUCAGUGCCCGGACUGCGAGAUGAAAGUGACUGGCAACUUGAACGUCUGCUCCUCCCCAGCGUGGCACAUUGGGGGAGACGAACUGAACCAUUACUGCGAGAAGGUCAACGGUGCUGGAGGUUCGUUGGCAAACUAG